Pogonomyrmex barbatus (red harvester ant) is the source of this 3066-nucleotide messenger RNA. RefSeq names its product golgin subfamily A member 7. Gene Ontology annotation, cellular component: palmitoyltransferase complex. The record is from RefSeq and is a predicted model, not a curated record. NCBI's taxonomy places the organism in Eukaryota, Metazoa, Arthropoda, Insecta, Hymenoptera, Formicidae. Gene Ontology annotation, biological process: peptidyl-L-cysteine S-palmitoylation; protein targeting to membrane.
UCUCUCUCUCUCUCUCUCUCUCUCUUUCUCUCUCUCUCGUUCAGAAUGUUUCUUCCUGACUGUCAUCCCCUCGAUCGCAAGAGACGUUUCGCCUAAUCGCCUCUCGUGAUCUUUCGAAAAUCUGUCUUUUGUAUCUCGAUCUUCGAGACGAAAUGCAACAGUGACUGCAAAACGUAACGAGGAUGCGGCUGUCCGUUCUCGCGAUUUCCGAGAGCUCAAGUUCGAAGAAGUCAUUAUGCGUACUGCCUGAAGAGAUUGUUCACGAAACAAAAGGUAAUCAUGCUGCCCUCACACCGCUGGAAGACAUGUCCGCGGGACGAGGGCAGGCAGGUGGAGGGCCUCCUCAGAAUUGUCAGAAAGUUUUUAUACAGCGUGACUACAGUGAAGGUACUAUGGUCAAGUUCCAAACACGGUUUCCCACAGAACUGGAAAGUAGACUAGACCGACAGUUGUUUGAAUAUACGAUCAAUCAGUUGAAUAAUUAUUUUGCCGAGGCGGAGCGUGCCAGUUGUUCCACAUACUGCGAGAGCUGCCUAUACUGUCUCACAGGUUAUCUGAUAAGUAUAUGUACCGAAACGCACUACGAAAAGUGUCUGCGCAAAGUCGCCAAGUUCGUUAGCGAGCAAAACGAUCGAGUGUAUAAGCCGCGCGGCCUUCUGCUGACGGAUCCAACAACUCGAGGGCUCAGGCUAAUAGAGAUCUCGGUACUAGAUAGACCUGCGUCGUGACUGCAUAUUAGCCGAUCCAGGGAGUUUUUCAUGUGACCCUCCGCGCACCAAUCUGGACAUUACCUUGCCAGAAUCACAGAUAUGCAUGCGCUCGUGAAUGCUUUUCGGCAUAAUUACGGGGCGUACCGGCUGGUUUGAAUCUUUUAUAAGAUGUAAGAAUUUUACAAGACUUGAAAGUCUUUCGUCAACGAUGACAUCUUGUGGGCCGCAAAUCGCUUAGGUGUAUCUUGCAUGAUUAAUCUUGCCGAACAUGUGCGCAAAGAAUCGAAACUCUAUUGUCGUCGGGUCGUGCCUCGUACUUAGUCCUAAAAAAUAAAUGUAAAAUAAAGAUCGAUGAUAGAUAGAUUUAAAAUAAGCGUGUGAAAACUUGCGGAAAAUGGGAAUACAUAUGUGGGAAUAGAUGCGAUUGUAAUUCGUGGAAAUUUUGUCGUAGAUUUAUCUCAAUUUAAAUGUAACAUAGAACAAACUUAUACAAGGUCGGCCUAAUCGCGACAAGAGAGUCUCGCUUUCAUUCGCGUUCGUGUCUUAUCCUAAAUGGCAGCUGCUGUGUUCUUGAGGGAGGGCGUGCAUUGAAGCGCGUAGAUAACGAAGCCGUGGCACUUCUAUAAGUUCAAGUUUUCUAUAUGCGUACACAGAACAUAUAACAUACGAAAGUAUAUGAAGUAUACAUGACGAAUCAGGGUGUAAAAGAAAAGCGUAACUUCAUAUUCGUAUGUAUUGUCAAACAAUGCGAAUUGGUUUAUCGUCAGCUGCCACAUUGAUUCGUCAUGUAUAUGAUGGGGUCUACAUAUUUUUUUACUGUUCAUUUAUGACUUUAUCGUAUCAUCUGCAUUUAAUUAAUGAGAUGUGAAUGAAAUGCGUGUCCGCGUGAAUUAUCCUAGCAAAGAGAUGGCAUUCGAUGUUAGCGUAUUUUGUUCAGAUUCCGCCGAGCUCGAGAAUCUCGAUUACGAGCGAGUCUCGUUUUCGAAUUAUUCUUCUCAUCUUCCGCGAUGUAUCUUCCAUUACGUUCAUGUAUCCUCGCCGUAAAAGCGUAAACUUCUCUCGCAUACGUAUGUAUAUCAAGUGAAGUGUUUAGUUCAUUGUGCAUGUGGAUGCCUCUCGAUAGCGAAGACGGUAGAUUCGAUCGAAAUUAUCGGCACAAACACUUGUCGCGCCGUAAAGAAACCCGUGGAUUGGCUAAAAAAGGAAAGAAGGAAGAGAAAUUGUGUAAAAAGCGGUGAUAUAAAAAUAGAUUACAUUACCAAUCGAUUGGCAUUGUGAUCAAGGAUAGGCCAGGUCGUUUGCGAUGCAGCGCAAAACUUCGUGCCGCCGCUUUAGUCCGCUCUCUCAAUCGAAACUGGACACCUCUUGGUCGUCGUCAUUGCCACUGCAAGUUCUCGAUAUCGCGACGCUGGACACUUUCCAUAUUCCACUUCUAUUAAUUAGUUGUAAAUAAUAAUGAUCUCAAACGAUACAACGACGUAACACCAUGUCUACUUUUACUUUCUCCUGCGCGCUUGGAGAGCCUAAAGUAUUGUAACAAAACGUAAAACGCAACGCCAGGAGGAGUACAUCUUUUCUGGCUUCGGCUACGAUUGUUCUAACCGAGAUGCAUCGCGAACCUCGAACCGGUCUAUUUUCUACUAGCUCGAUUUCAAGUGUGAUUGCAUGUAAGAAACGAUGCAUGAAAAUCCCACGUCCCCGGCAACGAAAUUCGAGCUUGUCGAAAUCCUUUAUCAGUUGAAAGUCUCAAUUUAUGCGCGCUUGCCGCGGCAUCGCGUACAGCAGCGAUCUCUCAUUCUUGGUCACAAUGCGCGCGGAGCCUGCCCGACGUUGUAAUGCGACGUGUCUGUAGAACGGAUCUUGCCAAAUAAGCGUGUCACUGCCUCGGCGUACGAUUUUCUAGUACAUCAUGAAUAGCGCAAUAUAAAAAAAAAACGUACGGGCCGGAGAUCGUCGAAGGGAGACGACCGAGGGACAUCUCCGAAGAAGUUGAAAUAGAGAAAAAGAUGAUAUCGAAAGGAAACAACAAAACAGGAAAACAGGAAAGCAGUCUCCUGAGAAAUUGCGGGAAGUUUCCCAUUAACCAAUUCUUUUGGACGUCGCAAUAUCACGUGUACUAGGCUCUGACUGCAUGCGCGCGCGCAUGUUUGCAUAUAAUGUACAUAUAGCGGAUUAUAAUCGUCGACACACACGAAGUUAUAAAGAAAAAAGGCAGAAAAAAGAAAAGAGGAAUCGUUUGUUAUAUUUAAUUUAAUUUAGUAGGACCAAUAUUGGAUUGAUGAUCCGUAAUUGUAAAGGACACCAUCGUGCGAAUGUAAUUUCUAAAUGUUUUAAUAAUAAAAACGGCGUAAAUAUA